AUGGUCUUCAACAAGCUUCUCACCGCCUUCUUCUUCGACCAUCUCGGCCAAGGCCUCUUUCGCUGCAAGCUCUGCGACCAAGAUCGCAAGCAGAUGCCCGGAUCCGGGUACGCCUACCUUCUGGCGCACCUGGCUGUCGAGGACGAGCUCACUCGAGCCAUGAGCAAGCUGCGCCCCGUCACAGCUAAGGCUCUAAAGAAGUGCAUGGAAGGAAUCGCAAUCAAGAUUGGCCUCAAGCUGGGGAGUGAGCUGGGAACCCUGUUCGGCCUGAUGUUCGACGGCUGGGCGCAUGCUGGUGUGCAUUACGUCGCCCUGUACACUGUUUGGGAGGCAGAUGGCGAGGUGCGCGUGCGGCUGCUGGGGCUCUCUCAUCUAACAGACGGCUCGCAGACCGCUGACGCUCACGUGGUGAUGUUCAAGGACGUUCUCGAGGUUUACAACAAGACCCUCGACAUGGUGGGGUUUCUGGUUGGUGACAACUGCAACACGAACCUAUCCAUCGCGACCAAGAUGGGCGUACCGUUAGUGGGUUGCGCCAGCCACCGGCUCAACCCAGCCGUCAAGAAGUUUUUGGCGCCAUACGAGCCGUUGCUGGAUGAGGUGAACGCCCUCAUGGUGGAGCUGCGCCACGAGAACAACUUCGCGGAGCUGAAGAAGCACACCGACCUCCAUCCUGUCAAGCGCAACAUUCGUAUUCGCUCCGAGAUCAAGAAGGUGGAGGCGGUUGAGGAACUGAUCCCAACGGAGGGCAAGCACCGCAAGCUCGUGGUCUUAUUCGAGCAUCUGAAGAAGUUCGAGAGUAUCGGCAAGCGGCUGCAGCGCGAGGAUACGGACAUGGCGGAGGUGCGGUUGAUGUUUGAUGGUCUGGUAGCGGAGUAUCCUGUCAUGGCAGAGCACCACAAGGCGUCGGCUAAGAUUGUGCACACUCCCGCCUUUGAGACAGGUGUUGUGAAGGUGAUCGCUGGUUCAGCUCUCUCGCAGUCGGAAACAGCAGCUCUGAAGCGCUUCGAGGUCAAGGGCCCAGCUGGAAAGAAGCGUAAGGAGAGAGAGGAGGACUACGCGUCGUCGCUACUCCGAGGAAAGGGGAAGAAGCAGAAGCAGACCGCCGGAGCCACCAGCUACAUGCCUCUCGUGAAGAUCCCACCGGCUUCAAACACUGUGGAACGUCUGUUCUCGCAGUGCAAGCUCGUUUUGACCCCGCAGCGGCGUGCUAUGCUCCCGGUGAACUUCGAACAGCUCGCGUUCCUUCGCGUCAACCGCACCAUGUGGGAUGUUACGACGGUUGCUAGCGUUAGUGCUGAGGAAACCCUUUAG
This is a messenger RNA of Phytophthora sojae, 1314 nucleotides long. RefSeq lists its product as hypothetical. Lineage: Eukaryota; Oomycota; Peronosporomycetes; Peronosporales; Peronosporaceae. The coding region runs from base 1 to 1314 and encodes 437 amino acids. The record is from RefSeq and is a predicted model, not a curated record. The transcript has 3 exons.